Panthera uncia (snow leopard) is the source of this 2316-nucleotide messenger RNA. It is a transcript of the gene TMEM278, whose product is annotated as transmembrane protein 88B. Lineage: Eukaryota; Metazoa; Chordata; Mammalia; Carnivora; Felidae. The record is from RefSeq and is a predicted model, not a curated record. Bases 216 to 821 code for a protein of 201 amino acids. Gene Ontology annotation, molecular function: PDZ domain binding. Gene Ontology annotation, cellular component: plasma membrane. Gene Ontology annotation, biological process: negative regulation of canonical Wnt signaling pathway. The transcript has 2 exons.
CACAGGAGCUGGCUGGGGACACUGACCAGAGCCGGAGCUGUAGUCGCCUGGUAGAGAGAGGCCCAGCCUGGCAUUGGGGAAAACUGAGGCAGGGGUGUGGCCUUGGAGACUGAUGGUCAGGGCUGGACCUACCUGGACCAGGGUGCUGUCCUCCAGCUGGGUCCACUAUGGUUGCUGGUGUCUGGGUGGGAGUCUGACCUGGGGACUUAGGGCUGAUGCUGGGGGCCUCAGUCCUGCCAUCUGACUACCUCCGUGAACACACCAGGCCUGUUGCCUGCGAGAGCAUGAGUGAACAGGAGAAGGAAAUGGAGGAAGAUGAGGGAGGCAGCACUUCGGACACAGCCCCCAUGCUGCCGGAAAGGGUUCCUGACGGCCAAGCCUCAGCCUUGAUGUCCCCACGGUGGGUAGGCCUGGUGGUUCGAGGCCUUGGGACCCUACUGCUGCCUGGCCAGGCCCUGGCUGGACUCCUGCUGCACCUGCUGCUGCCUGCAACCGUGUUCCUGCUGGCCCUUCUGCCAGCAGCUGCCAUCGUGUACCUGGGAUUCCUGUGCCACUCGAGGGUUCACCCGGCGCCCCGCCCCGCGUGCCGCGCACUGCUCUCGGACAGAGGCGCCGCGGCGCUCAUCGUUCUCGGAUUCCUUUCGCUGCCUCCGCUGCUCGUGCUUGCCUCGGCCGCCCGCACCCGCCUGGCCCGGCGUCUCCGCCCGCUGCUACCGCCCCCAACUUGGACCCCUGGAUCCCGCCGCCACCCGGGGUCCAGCGACCGUGGGCGGGCGGGACGCCACACCGACGGGGAAGAGCAGUUCUGUGCCUGGGUGUGACCCCCCUCCCAGAGGCCUCUCCAAAGGACACGACCUCCGAAUCCCGCGAGGCACCCGAACUCCUCCCCCCGUGACCCUCAUAAGGCGGCCCCAGGCCGGCAAGCUCGGGGUCUGCGUCCAGGUUCCGUCCUCGGAAAUCGCGGGCAUACCACGGGGCUUCGUGCGCAGUGCUUCGAGUGGCCGCGAGAUGGCACCUGACUUCCCGGAACCCAGGCCCGCCCUUCCCCAAGGUGUCCCCACCCCCGCAGUCCCCUCUGACGCGGAGAGGCUGGGAAGCCUGGAGAGAGGAGGGAGAUGCCUCCCAGAGAAGGGGCGCAUGGCCAGGCUCAGAGAAAGGUGGCCUUCCUGGCUUUUGUCACUGGCUGCCCUGGGCUCCUGCUCCCUCCCAAAGGGCAGCCCUUAGGGCCCCAUGUCUGGUCGGUCAGCGGGCCUCCAGAGGGUUCCAGAAGUGGUGAGACUUGCCUGGGAGGCUUCCACAACCGGCCCAAGAACACGGUUCCAGAAGCUUAGCGAUGGCCAGCAGCCCCAAGGCUUGCAGGGCUCAGCCUGAGAUGGCGGUCAGGGUUAGCGUUUAGAUAGGUGCCAGAUUAAGAAAGCUGUCUGUUCUUUCUGGAUAAUUUUAAGGUCUUUGUCUUUUGCAAUCUUUGGCAUUAGCGUGUUUCUAGUCGUGGAUAUGUUCUUACUUGUCCAUUCGGUAUACACUGUGUUUCCUGUUCCUACAGAUUCAUAUCUUUCAUCAGUUCUGGAGACUUCUCAACCGUUUUCUAGGUCUCCAAGUCUGCCUCCUGGUUCAUUGUACCUAGUCUUUCUGGGGACACCUUUCUGGCUUCACCUUUUCCCUUCUCCUUCCAUGUCAGUUCUUCUCUUUCUGUUUCCACCUCCUGUCUCUGCUGCGUUCUGGGUGAUUUCUUCAUCUUCUUUCAGCUCACUAAUUCACUGGUUGUGUCCCAUCAACUCAUCCAUUCAAUUUUAAGUUAUUUUAUUAUCAUAUGUAAAAGUCAUACUUGCUUUUUUUAUUCAAAUCUCAUCAUUUUUUAUGGUAUCUUCAUGCAUGUUCAAUUUUUGGAUUCCAGCUUUGCUUUAAUUUCUUGAACAUUUCACAUACAGUUUUUAAAUAUUCUGUACCUAACAAUUCCAAUUUCUUACUUUUUGGGGGUCCAAAUCUGUUAUUUGUUGUUUCUGCUGAUUCUCAUAUUGUUUCUUUGAAUGGAUCCUCAUUUUUAACUGUCAGCUCGUACCUGUAAAAAUUCUUUUUUUUUUUUUUAUGUUUGUUUGUUUUUGAGAGAGAACAGAGCUCAAGCAGGGGAGGGACAGAAGAAGGGGAGACACAGAAUCUGAAGCAGGCUCCAGGCUCUGAGCUGUCAGCACAGAGCCCCAUGCAGGGCUUGAACUCACAAGCUGUGAGAUCAUAACCUGAGCUGAAAUCAAGAGUUGGAUGCUUACUCAGCUGAGCAACCCAGGCAUCCAGGACUCUUUGUGGUUUUUUUAAAUGUUU